Molecule: messenger RNA, 279 nt
Organism: Dreissena polymorpha
Lineage: Eukaryota; Metazoa; Mollusca; Bivalvia; Myida; Dreissenidae
Product: neuropeptide-like protein 31
Exons: 1
Coding region: 1-279 (92 amino acids)
Source: RefSeq, a predicted model, not a curated record
AUGAACUCCCACCAGCUGAUGUGUUUGUUAGUGACGGCCUCAGUGCUUCUUGCGAGUGCUCCGGUAGCAAACGCUCGAUUCUAUGAUUACGGAUAUGGCGGAAAAAACUAUGGCUAUCCCGGAAACUAUGGAUACGGGGGAAACUAUGGCGGGUAUCCAGGAAAAUAUGGCGACUAUGACAACUAUGGCGACUAUGACAACUAUGGUGGCGGAUGGUUAGGCGGACUCAUCGGAGGGGGAGGCAAAGGCAAAUAUGGCAAUUACGGCUAUGAACCAUAA